Messenger RNA from Neoarius graeffei (lesser salmon catfish), 5336 nucleotides. It is a transcript of the gene slc20a1b, whose product is annotated as solute carrier family 20 member 1b. Gene Ontology annotation, cellular component: membrane. The record is from RefSeq and is a predicted model, not a curated record. Gene Ontology annotation, molecular function: phosphate transmembrane transporter activity. The coding region runs from base 739 to 2727 and encodes 662 amino acids. Gene Ontology annotation, biological process: phosphate ion transmembrane transport. NCBI's taxonomy places the organism in Eukaryota, Metazoa, Chordata, Actinopteri, Siluriformes, Ariidae. The transcript is spliced from 11 exons.
CGCGUGGAAGCGGCGAGACCUUAUAAAACGAGCGGAGCGGAUUUGCUCUUAAACCGGGUUUUCCGAGACUGAUUUCAGCAGUUUAAAAGUGAUUUAGCGACUUCGCGUUAAUAUUUGUAUUUGUUACUGGUUUCGUCCGAAACUCGAAUUUAUUCAGUGUAGUUUUGAAAUUUAUAGUUUUUUUUUUUUUAAAUUUGAAAUCCGGAGCGCGCGCUCACAUCUAAACGUUAGGCGGGCGCGCGUGCGUUGUCUGUGAGGGAAAAGAGAGAGAGAGAAAAGAAGAAGCGAAGAGCAGCUCACCAUCAUCUCUUUUAACGUGGAAUGAGCUUCCAUUCAUCCAUCCUGUCUGUUGCACAAUGGAUGUCCGUUCCGUCUGCCUAAUCGGCCAAACUAAAACGCAUUGUAGCAGCACUAGUAUAUUCAGAGGAUAGCAAUAGCCCCCUCACUCCACCCUCUCCCUCAGCAUUACACCACUUUACAUCUUACAGCAGUGCAGAUUCUCUCACUAGUGUCUGGAUUUGCUCUAAAUUGCUGUUUGAGCAGAGGGCGAAGGUAGGUAGGUUUGGGGAAUUUCAGAAAAAAAAAAUCUUUAGAAACACUAGUACCUCAGUUAUUUAAACAAUUCUAGUGUGCUGCUUGAAUUAAGGGCUUAUUUUAUUGGCAGGUUUUUUUUAACCCUAUAAGAUUGUGACGCUAUUUAAAACUUGAAAGAGAAGAAUCAGAAAGCUAUUGCACAAAAUGGUUUCGACAACAUUAGCUACAGCAACACAGAGCGCCAUUGCGCAAGUCACCCAAGGCCCGUUGACUGACUACCUGUGGCUCCUAAUCGUUGGGUUCAUCAUAGCCUUUAUCUUAGCCUUUUCUGUGGGCGCUAAUGAUGUCGCCAAUUCAUUUGGCACUGCUGUGGGCUCUGGCGUGGUCACCCUGAAAGUUGCGUGCAUCCUUGCUACCGUGUUCGAGACUCUGGGAUCAGUACUGCUGGGAGCCAAAGUCAGCGAGACGAUACGCAAAGGGAUCAUUGAUGUGAACAUGUACAAUGGCACGGAGCAUGUUCUCAUGGCCGGAUCAGUCAGUGCUAUGGUUGGCUCUGCUGUGUGGCAGUUGCUGGCUUCUUUCCUCAAAUUGCCCAUUUCUGGUACGCAUUGCAUCGUGGGAGCCACUAUCGGCUAUUCACUGGUGGCGAAAGGCCAACAGGGAGUCCGGUGGUUUGAGCUUUUGCGAAUCGUUGGAUCUUGGUUCCUCUCCCCACUCCUGUCUGGCAUCAUGUCUGCCAUUCUCUUCUACUUUGUCCGCAUGUUUAUCUUGCAGAAGAAGGAUCCGGUUCCCAACGGACUCAGGGCAUUGCCUGUCUUCUAUGCUGUCACUAUGGGAAUCAACUUGUUCUCCAUCAUGUUUACAGGCGCACCGAUGCUGGGAUUUGAUAAACUGCCCUGGUGGGGUGUCCUUCUCAUCUCUAUCGGCUGUGCCAUCCUCACUGGAAUCAUCGUCUGGUUUGCCGUUUGCCCCUGCCUCAAGAAGAAGAUUGAACGCGAGAUCAAGUCUUCCAGCCCAUCAGAGAGCCCCCUAAUGGAGAAAAGAGAGAUGGCGGAGGCGCACUGUCCCAUCCUCAAAUCAGUUCCUGAGGAGACUACUACUUCCACCCUGAACUCCAGCGCACCUCAAACAGCAGCUCCUUGUGAAGAACGCAGGGUCACCUUCGACAUCGGGGACUCGGAAGACGCCGAGCCAAAAGAGGGUGAAGUCAGCAAUGGGAGCGCUCACAAAUCGGUCCAUGUUCAGUUCAACACUGGCCCCACCCAUGUCCCCAGCAACGGCUAUAGUCAGUAUCACACUGUCCACAAAGACUCCGGUCUCUACAAGGACCUGCUGCACAAGCUGCAUCUUGCCAAAGUAGGCGACUGCAUGGGCGAGGGCGGAGACCGGCCCAUCCGCCGCAACAACAGCUACACCUCCUACACCAUGGCUAUCAUCGGCCUCCACAGUGAGUUCAAACCCAGAGACUCUGAUUUCCGCGCUUCUGAGGACUGCGACAAAGACAAGGUCCCAGAGCGCAAGAGGAUCCGUAUGGACAGCUACACAAGCUACUGCAACGCUGUGGCUGAACACGGCGCCCCUGAAGACAGCCUCGGAGACGGAGAAGUGACCCUCGAGGUGCCCGAGGAGGACCGAGGAAGCAACAGCAGCUCUCUGGAGGAGGACAGGGCUGAGGCGGAUAAACCUGAAGUUUCCAUACUAUUCCAGUUCCUGCAGAUUCUCACCGCCUGCUUUGGCUCCUUCGCUCAUGGCGGGAAUGAUGUCAGUAACGCUAUUGGUCCAUUGGUGGCGCUGUGGCUAGUUUAUGAAGGCGGCUCUGUGGAGUCCAAAAAGGCGACCCCUAUCUGGCUGUUGCUGUAUGGAGGAGUGGGCAUCUGUAUCGGACUGUGGGUUUGGGGCCGCAGAGUCAUCCAGACCAUGGGCAAAGACCUCACUCCCAUCACUCCCUCCAGUGGGUUCAGCAUCGAGCUGGCUUCAGCUGUCACUGUGGUCGUCGCCUCCAACAUCGGUCUGCCCAUCUCCACCACCCACUGCAAGGUGGGUUCUGUGGUAGCCGUGGGUUGGCUGCGUUCCCGGAAAGCCGUAGAUUGGCGUCUUUUCCGCAACAUCUUCAUGGCUUGGUUUGUGACCGUGCCCAUCUCUGGUCUCAUCAGCGCCGCCAUCAUGGCUCUCUUCACCUUCGUCAUUUUCUAAAACCUCAGAGCCUGCUGUAGUGUAGCUUCCACCAUUCACAGCUAAGAAUGCAUGAGAGUUGGCAGUUCUGCCAUCUCUCACUGCCUCGCUGCCCUUAGUGCUCCAAUAUCCACCAUCACUGGAGCUAAAAGUUGAUUUAAUACUGAUUUUUUUGGUUUUGUUUUGGUUUCUAACUAGGGCUUAUGUUUCUUAGCUUGCGGCAUGCAGUGACAACUCAUCCAUGUGCUGUGUGCGCAUAUGCACCAGGGUUCACAUGCCAAGGGAGCAGAAAAAAAUUGUAUAAAUCUUUCCUUUUGUAAUUUUUUUUUUCCUUAUUCAUUUUCUAAAUAGGUAACUUGUUGCCAUGUAUACAUAUUUACUCAUGUUUUUGUAAAUUGAUCAGAAUUUUUAAAAAUGUAAUUAUGUACAUAUAACUAAUCAACUUUUUUCUUUUUUGUUCCCCUAAGUUGAUAUGGGGGGGGGUAAUUGCAGUGCAGUAUUAGCUGUCUCACAUCUUUAAACUUCAUUACAAAUCAGUCACUGAACACUCUGCCUAGAGCAGUAUUUUGAUGUAAACGAGGUCACUGGUCCGUUUGGAUUUUAUUUCCAUUCCCUAUCUGUUGAGUGUGUGAGGAGUGCUUGUGCAGGUCCUGACACUUCCUUUGUGAAUAUUUAACGUACAGUGAAUUGCCCAUAGCUGGGAGCCUUAGACUGAAUUUCAGAAAGUCAGCUGGAGAUUUCUUUUCCCCUCCCAGAUUAGUGUCAGUGUUUACAUCCAAAUGCACUGACUUUUUUUUUUUUUUUUUCCCCCUCCUUCCCUGGGGCAGGCUGUUUCCAUUUACCCUGCUUUACUGAAUUGGAUCUAGAAAUGCACUGAUCACGUUUGUUUCAUUUGAAAUGCAAUAUAGUGCUGGAAAAUGACCUCUUAUUAUAUCUGUAUUGCGCUAAAUUGCUUUGUCUGUAGCAUCAGCACACAGAUCAAUUGAUUGUUUAAAUGUAGUGCUGGAAUCUUCACCAAAUUCAAAAUGGUAUUUAAGUAUUGUGAUGUUUUACACACCAUCCCACUUUUUUAAAUACAAUACGUGUAUUGUAUUUAACAUGGUUGAGUUGGUAAAUGAAAUAAUUGAAGGCAUAAUUUCAGAUCAUGAAAUGGGUAUUUGGAAAAGAAUCAGUUAAGUCAUGGGGAGGGGGGAGAAACAGGUCAUGAUCAGAUUCCUAAUUAAUGCCACCAAAUGUUGGGGUUAGUUAGACUGUUGUACCCGUGAAACUUCUGUGGCAGAAACUGAGCAGUGUCCUCGAGUGAUCCCUCUGCAUCUGGCUGCACUCUGAUUAAUGAAAUGUCCUCUAAACAUUUCCAGUCUCCAUAUGGUCGCUCCAUGCUUUGUUGCCAUGCAGCGCUCUUGUUGAAUACUGAUGAAGUGACAUAAGGUUACUAGAGGCUUCGUACAUGACCAGUCUGAUAUGAAGCAGCCUUUCAAAAUGACCCUGAUGUGCAGACAUGCUGACGUACAUUUAUAUUUUAACAGACUCUCUCAGCUGAAAUCAGUGCAGUUUUAUAUUUUAAAUAUGUCACCAAAGGAGGGACCACUGAACCCAGUGCUGUGAGGUGUUGCGUCAAUGUUGUAACUAGAACGGGGUGAUAUGAGGGAUAUCAUUUUUAGCAAAAUUUACACAAUUUACCCUGGUGGUAUUUAAUAGAAUUGGCUCCCCCCUUCCUAUUUCAGUGUCCUUAUAUUAACUUCUACUCCUGCAGGCUUGCUCUGCUCUGAUUGGCUGCUGAGAUCAGAGGGAGGGGAAAGUAAAAUAACUCGACACAAAACCAGCAACAAUACAGAAAUGUUGAUGAAUCAAAAGUUAAAUUGCAUUGAAAAGUUUUGGCUCAUCACCAGCUCUAGUCCUUUUUUUUUUUUUUUUAUGCAAAUGAGAUGGAGGAAAAAGGGUGUUUGUUUAGUCCUUAACACUUGGUGGCGACCCUGUAGGACAGGAUAAAGCAGCUAGAGAUAAUGAGAUGAGAACCAGUGUGUAAACUUCAUUCAUGCUGCAAACACAACCUUAACGUUUCUCCUGUAAAACUUGAUAGCAUCUGAUCAGGCGGUGCAGUGUUUCUUGUUGGUGUCAUAUGCUAAUCCUGCUAAGCUUCAGCUUGCCUGUUGAACCUUUAUAAACCAGACACACCUGCUGUUCUUGGCUAACGUGUACGCUAGUGUAUACAUGUAUGCACACUUCAGGGUUAGAUGCUGCUUUUUAAAAGAAGUCAUGUGCGCACGGUGAUUAGUAUGACCACUCUCAACAUGCUAAUCAGUUGGCUAUUUGGUAAUUUUUUUUUUUUUUUAUAUAUAUAAAAGUGGGGGUGUGUAGGCUUUGAUGAAGCAAGGAGUUCUAUCUGGAGAUUUUUUUUUAUUAGCGCCCCCUGUUGGAUUGAUGGUGGCCGUGCGGUUACUGCUGUAAACACCUGAGCGAGUGGCAAUUUUGCUGCUGUGCAUUUUGACCUUUUUAGAUUUGCUGUAGUUGCCUUAAGUUUUUUUUUUUUUAGGUACCAAAGAACUAUUGGUGUGUAUAUUGUAAACAUGUACUCUUUUUUUGUCAUGGAUAAAAUGGGAGGGGAAAAAUAAAAAUCUUUUUUUGGGGGA